Messenger RNA from Ylistrum balloti, 987 nucleotides. RefSeq names its product prostaglandin reductase 1-like. Bases 1 to 987 code for a protein of 328 amino acids. The transcript is spliced from 9 exons. The record is from RefSeq and is a predicted model, not a curated record. Gene Ontology annotation, biological process: prostaglandin metabolic process. Gene Ontology annotation, molecular function: 15-oxoprostaglandin 13-reductase [NAD(P)+] activity. Lineage: Eukaryota; Metazoa; Mollusca; Bivalvia; Pectinida; Pectinidae.
AUGGUGAUUGCUAAGAAAUGGGUGUUAGUAAGAGAGUUUGUAGGAAAACCAAAGAACGGCGACUUUUCUCUGGAAGAAGAAAUAUUACCAGACGAGGUCAAUGAUGGAGAGGUGCUGUGUGAGGCGUUAUACCUGUCUGUGGAUCCUUACGUGAGGUUCUUGUGUAAUGUGAUGAUGAAGCCAGGAGACACUGUGGUCGGGGAACAGAUCGCCAGGGUUACCACCAGUAAAAACCUUAAAUACUCAGUCGGUGAUGUCAUACGUCUGUCGUCCGGAUGGCGGUCACACACUCUCGUCACGGACGUAUCACAGAUAGAAGCCAUGCCUGAUCUGGGUGAUCUCCCUUUAUCAGUGGUUCUCGGAGCGGCGGGGGUAACCGGGUUGACCGCGUUCUUCGGCCUUGAGGACAAGCUGCAGCCUCUAGAGGGAGAGACAUUGCUUGUGAAUUCGGCUGCCGGAGCUGUAGGCAGCGUAGCCGGACAGAUCGCUAAAAUGAAAGGUUGUACCGUGAUCGGAUUCGCGGGGACAGACGAUAAAGUGGAAUGGCUGAAGGAACUUGGAUUUGACCAUGCCUUCAAUUAUAAGAAAGUCGAUGUAGAUGAUGCUGUAUCCAUGGCAGCACCUAACGGCGUCCAUUGUUACUUUGACAACGUAGGCGGAUAUUUAAGUACCCAGAUUCUCCCACACAUGCACAGGGGUGGACGUGUACUCAUCGUCGGAAGUAUUGCCACCUACAACGAUAUCGGAAAAUCAACAGGACCAUAUCCAUUUGAGGACAUCCUUAAAAAGUGUGUGAAUGUUAACGGCUUUUCCAUCUACGAUAUGUAUCAGAAAUGGCGGUAUGGGGAAGUGCAUUUGGUGAAGUUGUUACAACAGGGGAAACUGCGACACCGAGAGACAAUAACAGAGGGAUUCGAACUCAUGCCUAGUGCUUUCAUUGGACUGUUUGAGGGUACUUGCACUGGAAAGGCCCUUGUCAAAGCAUAG